AGCUGGGGGCCGGAGAUGCCUCUCCCCGGGGCCGGGCUGUUCCUUGGGAAGGGACAUUGCCGGCAGGGAGCUGGGAGAGGCGGCGAAAUGCGAGGCAGACUGGAGCAAGUGCAGGGGAGUGCAGUGACCUUCGGUUGCGGCUGUGGGCAGUAGUGCUGCGAGGAAAGGAGUGUUCGAUAGAAAUGACCGCCCCUGUGUGAGGGAGGGCACUGCAGUGCUCAGAAUGAGAUUUGUACGAUGUUUAUCGGGGCCUGGGGGAGGCUCUGAGCGGGGUCAGAAAGGCCCUGCCUUCAGCCCCAUAGCCCAGGCAAGAAUCCACACCAGCCCUGAGCAGAGCCUGCAGUAUGAGUGGCUGGCCUAUAUGUUGGGAGAAAGGACCAGCAAGAAGUUCACAGAGCACAGCAAAGUCUUUACAGUAGAGGGGAAUCUGUCUUCUGGGAAGGGCCAGCUGGCCCAGCAAAUAGCAGACAAACUGGGGAUGAAGUACUUCCCCGAGGCAGACAUCCACUACCAGGACAGGAUCUCGGGGGAGGGCAAGCUGCUGCCUGAGAAGUUCAAUGGCUUCUGUAGCCUGGAGAAGUUCUACGCGGACCCCGAGUCUCCCGACGGGCACUCGUACCGCCUGCAGUCCUGGAUCUUCGGGAGCCGAGUCCUGCAGUACGCCGACGCCUUGGAGCACCUGCUCAGCACAGGUCAAGGCGUGGUGCUGGAGCGCUCUCCCUACAGUGACUUCGUGUUCCUGGAUGCCAUGUUAAAGCAGGGAUAUGUCCACAAGAGAUGCCUUGAUCACUACAAAGAGGGCAAGGAGAUCAGCAUUUCUGAGUUGCUGCCACCUCACUUGGUCAUUUAUGUAGAUGUGCCUGUCCCAGAAGUGCAGAAGAGGAUUAAAGAGAAAGGCAAGCCAUAUGAGAAAAAGGUGUCUCCUUCCUAUCUCCAGAGCAUUGAGGAUGCUUACAAGAAGACCUUCCUACCAGAGAUCAGUGAGAGCAGUGAAGUUCUGCAGUACACAGCAACUGCAGCUGAGGAUGUGGAGAAGGUAAUUGAAGACAUUGAGUACCUGAAGUUUGACAAGGGGCCAUGGGUGGAGCAAGAUGAUGUUUCUUUCCAUCACUUGAGACUUUACGUGCAGGACAAGGCUGGAGUGCUGGAUUCCGUGUCCAUCCCACGCUUCGUCCCCGAGAUCACCAUUGGUGGCUCUGAGUACGACAAGAUCUAUUAUGAGUACCGGGAGCUCCCUGGGCACAAGUACAAACCAGGCUACAAUGCUGAUGUUGGGGACAAGUGGAUCUGGCUGAAAUGAAAUCUGUUCCUGCUGGAGCCCUGGCCAGGAUGGACCACAGGACCUGAGGGAAGAGGAGCCACGUUCAGUGCACCUGCUGCACAUCACUUGUGUAGCACCAAGGAAACACUGCUGAAAUAAUUUCCCAUCCCCAGCAGAAAGGAGUAGACUCCCAGAAGGAAAACCACUUCAUUCUGGUUUGUUUUUCCCUGAGGAACUCAGGGAUGUUGGAUAGUCAGUGUGGGAUAGCCAAGUGAGCUGGGGCAGGCUGAACAUCAGAGCUGAAUUUUCUCUUCCUCAAGACUGUGGCACAUUAUUAUCCAGGAUUAGUGUUGUUCUGCUGAUUCAAGAGGAAUUAAACCUGUACUCUCCUGGCUCUCACAAAAUUAAUAUCUUGUUCUGUCAUGCAUGGUGUUCUAUGAGGUUCAUUAGAAGCAGCAACGUGUUCUGAAAGGCACUGACUGGACCUCAGCAAAGCAUAAGAAGUUCGUUGAGAGAUGGAAAUGAGUUAUCUCAAUUAAUACAGCAAAAAUCUCUGCUUAAAAUUCUAAAAAAAUAGUCAAAAUAAUUGCCAGCAGUUGUACUUACAGCUUCUUGCUUUGAUUCUACUAUAGAGUGAGAUAUUUGUUGGCUAUAAAAGACAAGUGAAAUUA
Vidua chalybeata is the source of this 1932-nucleotide messenger RNA. RefSeq names its product NADH:ubiquinone oxidoreductase subunit A10 (gene NDUFA10). Gene Ontology annotation, biological process: mitochondrial electron transport, NADH to ubiquinone. The record is from RefSeq and is a predicted model, not a curated record. Bases 224 to 1300 code for a protein of 358 amino acids. The transcript is spliced from 10 exons. Gene Ontology annotation, cellular component: cytoplasm. Lineage: Eukaryota; Metazoa; Chordata; Aves; Passeriformes; Viduidae.